Messenger RNA from Amphibalanus amphitrite, 6468 nucleotides. RefSeq names its product rotatin-like. Lineage: Eukaryota; Metazoa; Arthropoda; Thecostraca; Balanomorpha; Balanidae. The record is from RefSeq and is a predicted model, not a curated record. The transcript has 21 exons. Gene Ontology annotation, biological process: centriole replication; centriole-centriole cohesion; ciliary basal body organization. Bases 144 to 6026 code for a protein of 1960 amino acids. Gene Ontology annotation, cellular component: ciliary basal body; centriole; centrosome.
GGGGGCUGGUUUGUUGUGGCGCAGUUAAAAGGUGGCGCGGCUUUUGAAAGAUUGAAGUGCCAGUAUGAGCAACUAAGGGUUACUUGUAUCUCAAUGUCUUAUUUAUUUAUAAAUAAGAGUUAUGCCAAAAGGCCUGCAAGCUGAUGAUGGGUGAAGAAUGUACACCAAGAGGCAUGACACAGGCUGGAAGGUCACAGAGCUCUGUUGACCUCUUCAUCACCAAACUAGGUCACCGUCUGCUGGAGAUCCGGGAGCGCGCUGCCGACUCGCUGCUGAGUGCUGUCUCGCUGGGCCUGCUGCCGUCCCAGCAGCUGGCUGAGCGGCUGCGCAGUCAGCUGCUGCUGCCUGGCUGGGAGGGUCGCCAGCAGGCGCUCCGGCUGCUCGACCAGAUCGCUACCAAGGGACCUGUCGAUGGCGAGCGGCUCAGUCCGGAGCGGCAGCACUCUCCGGUCCGGCGGGUGGGCGGGGAGCGCUCCCCACUGCGGAGGGUCGGCGGGGAGCACUCCCCGGGGAGUGCCGGACGGCAGCCCUCCCCAGUCAGGGACGGUCCGUGGCGGACGGCCUCCCCCGGCGGGGACCAGCCUGAACAGAUCGGAGAUGGGCCCGACCAAAAGUACGGUGGAGACUUCAUUCCGGUGCUGUUUACCCCGGAUGAUAAUGAUACGGCCGGAAUGGAGGACAGGAUGUCGGCAGCCAGCUCGGAGAGUGAUCAGGAGGAUCAGGAACAGGAUCAGGAGCCACCGGAUGAGGGGGACAUUAUUCACAGUCUGCCCUGGAAGAGUCUGAUCGCGUCCGACCUGCACGUGCUGACGUCCACGGCGGGCUCUCUGACGUCCGGGGACGGCCGCGCCGUGCGCCAGGCGCUGCACUUUCUGCACGACGUCACCCUGAGGGACUUCCCUGCCGAGGUGUUCCUCCAGCGGCCCGUGCUGCUGCAGGCGGUGUUCCACGUGCUGGUGUCCACCGACGAGUCGGAGACGGAUGUGCUGCUCUCCUGCCUCGAGUGUCUGACCGUGCUGACCGAGACGCUGCUGCACCGCUGUGACGUGAUCGCAGCGCCCGAGACCCGCCAGACGGCCACUCUGACUGCCGGCCCCACUGCCGAGGAGGCGGCCGGCGCUCUCUCGCUGCCGACGUUCUGCGGUCAGCUGCUCAGCCAGGCGCUCAGCUGUCUGUACGUGAGACACUGGGCGGUCCUGGUGGCCGCCGCCCGACUGGGGGCCGCCGUGUGCCGGCUGGGCCGCCGCGCGGUGCCUGCCCGCCUCUGGACCGCGCCUCAGGGAGAGGCCGAGCAGAGGGCGCAGCAGGCGCUCAUGAAGGCGCUCAAGGUGUUUGACGAGGUUCUCCGCUGGCACCACAAGUGUUACCGGUCGGGGGAGAGCGUCCACCUGCAUCGCGCCGGCUGGCUGCUGGCCGCCGCUCUCCUGGCAGACGCCUGGGCCUCCCUCCGACCCCCGCCCGGUCUCUGGGCCCGCCGACACCGGCUGCUGGCCGCCCCGCUGCACGUGCUGCUGGAUGAGCUGCUGUUCGCGCAGCAGCCGGCGCUGCACGCGCGCCUGCUGCGUCUGGUCACCGACUCCGGCUGCGCGCGGCUGUGGAGACGGCUGGAGCGGCUGCGGUCAGCCAUGGAGGCGGCGCGCCGACUGGUGGACGGCGGUGGACGGGCGGACGCGCUGGCUGCGGCGGCUGCCAUCGAGCUGCACGGGGGCCGGGAGCUGGUGGAAAAGGCGGUGGCGGCCGUGUGUGAGACUCCGGCGGCCGAGGGGACGCCGGCGGGCCGGCAGAAGGAGACUGAGGACGGUAAGGAGGAGGCUGAGGGUGAUGAGAGCGCCGGCGGCCGGCUGCUGUUGCGGCUCCUCAGCUCUCCUGUGCCGGUGGUGCGCUCGGCGGCGUACCGCGGGGCGGCGGCGGCGGCGCGCGCCGCGCUGAGGGACGCCGGCCGGCGGACUGUCCCGGCCCUCAUACAGCCGGCGGUACUGGAGCUGGCGCUGACGGACGGACUAUCGGACCGACAGAUCGAGUCGGACGCCACCGACCUGGUGCUCUACGCAGUCACCUCGGAGGCCUGGGUGCCGCGCCUCCGGCCGGUGCUGGUCACCGCACUGCCGCUGUUCCUCUGCCACGUGACCCGCCCACAGCUGACGCGACCCCUGAACCACGUCAUCGGCCUGUGUCGCGCUGAGCACCUCCGCAGUGAUCUGAUCCUGACAACCCACCGGAGCCGCGCUGUGAGAGAGGACGCCUGGAGUCGGAUCGUGUCGCGCCUGUCCGCACAGAACGCCACAGUCGAGCUGCUCCCCGACCUGAGUCAGCUGGGCGCGCUGGACCUGGCGGAGCUGACCCUGGUGGCCGAGCCGCCGCCGGUGGCCAGCCGCCGCGGCGAGGUGAACGACGUGCUCACGCUGACCGCUCUGCUGCCGCUGGCCUGGUGCGGCACGGCGGCGCUGGACGUGCGCCGCGCCACACUCUCCCAGGUGGCUGUCCUGCUACAGGACCCCGACCUGCACCGCGCCUUCCUCGACCACGACGGCCUGGCGCGCCUGCUCAGCAGCAUGACACGCGCCGUGCUGCGCGAGCCCGACCUGGCGCACGACAUCAGCCUGUUACCGGACUGCGUGUCGGCGCUGCGCCACCUGGCGCUGUUCUCCGCCGGCUGCCGGCACCACCUGGGGGACGAUCCGCAGCUGCUGCUGCUUCUGGUGCGGGUGCUGCUCAUGUUCCGGCUGGACGAGCGGGUGCGCGCGGCGGCCGCUCAGCUGCUGCUGGCCGCCAGUCUGGACUCGGCGCUGGUGUGCCGCCGCCGGCCCGGCCAGCAUAUCUGGGAGGUCCUGGUACCGCCGCCGAUGGACAGCGCUCUGCGGCUGCCGUUCGCGGUGACGGCCCGCCCCCGCCGGCCGCUGGGCCGAGCUCCCGGCGAGCUGCCGCCGUCGGCGCUGACCGAGCCGGUAACCGUGUGUGGGGAGCGGCUCAGUGUGACCGGUCUGCUCCGCACCGCCUGGAGCCUGGCCUGGCACGGUGAGCUGCGCGCCGCGCCGGCGGCUGCCGAGUACAGCCAGCAGCUGCAGCUGCCCGAGUGGCAGCUGGCGGCGGCCGAGGCCGGGCAGCUGCAGCGGGUGGCGGCCGACACCCUCCGACACCUGGAGGGCGUAUGCUCUCACACGGCGGCGCGGGUGCUGCUCUCACAGCUGGGCUGCUAUGUGACCCUGCACCGACAGACAGGCGAUACGGACAGUGACGGUAUAUUCUCGGCAUCUGCCGCGGACCGUUGGCUGUCUGUGCUCCGCCGUCACCUGCUGACCCCUCCCACCUCCGAGCCGGACCGGCGGGUGCUGACGGCCGCCCUGCAGCUGCUGUUAUUACUGCCGGCACACAGCCGCCUGCCAGACAGGGCGGUGACGCUGCUCUCUGAGCACAGUCAGGUGUUUACCGACUCUCUGGUCCGCGCUGCCGACCAUCCACAGCAGGGUCAGCGGCAGACCGCGCUCAGAGCGCUGCAGCUACUGGCGGAGCUCUGCUGCCGCUCGGUGCCCGGCGCCGCCGAUCUCCUCGACUCCCUGACCAGCCAGGCGGUGUCGGCGGCGGCCGGCGCCGGCUCGGAGCACUUCUACAGCCUGGUGUCAGUGCAGCGGUGCGCGGCGCUGCUCCAGACGGCGCUGCUCUCUCCCCACCCGCUGCCGGAGACCCUCCACCCGUCGGUGCGCCUGCUGCGGGACCUCUGCGCCGCCUUCCUGCCGGCCUCCGGUCCCGCCGACAGCUGUAUGGGCGCCGGGGUGCUGGCGGCCGCCGCUCUCUGUCUGCCCGCCGUCACAGACCGACUGUGUGAGUGGGGCGACGCGUGCGCGGCCGCCUGGAGCGCUGACGUGCCGGACGGCGGCCGGCUGCUGUGGCUGUCCGCGCUGUGGCACCACCAGGACACCCAGGUGCGCUGGGGCGGCCUGGCCGUCGCGCUGGGGCUCACUCGCUGGCCGGAGGGUGCCGCGCUGCUCACACACCAGACCAGACACCUGCCGGGCGGCUGCUGGGGCGCCUCGCUCGGCCUGCUGCUCGAUGAGGGAGAGGCGGCUGCGGUUCGCGAGCAGGCCGCUCUGCUGCUGGCCAGUCUGACGGCUCACCUCGACACCAACACUGACACGGAGACUGACACCGCAGACCAACUCUGCGGCCCCGAGGUGACCAACGCAGCCGCCGAGGUGUGCCUGACGGGUCCCGGCGCGCUGGUAACUCUGCUCGAGAACGCUGACUGGGCCGGCCAGCUGUCUCGGCUGGUGACUCAGCUACAGACGGGUACGGCCGCCGACUCCGAGCAGACUGUGACACCCGGCCUGGCGGCCGCGGCGCUGCGGCUCUCCCACAACGCGGCAGUGCUGUGUCCCGUGGACCUGGUGGGACCGCUCACCGAUACCGUCCACACCCUGCUCAGGUUCAGUGACGCUCUGGGCGUGGGAGGCGGCUGGCGAGGCUGGCCGCCCGCCGAGGUGGCGCCCUUCUGGACCGAGGCACUGCGGCUGUGCUCGGCUCUGGUGAUGCUGGAGCAGCCCGGUCGGCCGGGAGCCGCCCACCUGCUCCUCUGUGAUAGGAGGGCGCUGGAUGCGGCGGCUGGCACGGCAGUCACCACAGGAGACACGGAGCUGUGCGAGGGUCUGUUCUCUCUGCUGCUGUCCCUCCUCUCCUCGGACCGCGAGGAGGGUUUCUCUGCGAGCGCCGAGCUGCUGCUCAGCUGGCCGGAGCUGUGGCCGGCGCUGGCCGCCGCGCCCGCCCUCCUGGAGCCCCUGCUGGCCACGGAGGCGGCUCGGCUGCUGCGGCUGAGUUCCGGCGCGCCGCUGCUGGCCGGCCUGGAGUCGGCCGGCGAGCCGCUGUGCGCCGCCCUGCUGGCCGGGGGCGCCGCCAGCCGCCGGCCGCUGGCCGCCCUCCUGCUGGUCAGCGCGGCGGCCAAACGGGCGGCUCUACAGGCGCAGCUGCACCGCCGGCUGACCGGCCAGCUGCGGGAGAACAUCGCCGCCCUGGUCACCGGCUCACUCAGCGUGCGCGCCGCCAGGAGCAAGGUCAAGGAGCGCAGCCUGCUGUCGGACCUGGUCAGUGACCUGGACCUGCUGCGUAACCUGAUGAGCGGCUCGGCCGAGGUGAAGCAGGCGCUGGCUUCUGACGGGCUGCCGAACCUGCUGCACAAGCUGUGGCCCUGGUGUGUCACCUCGCGGCAGCUCACCGUCACCGUACUCUGCACGCUCAACACGCUGGCAGCCGGGUGCACCGAGGGGGCGCGCGGGCUGGCCUACACCAGCGCGGCGCUGCACCAGGCGCCGUCGGGCUCUCCGUCGGGAGCCUCGCUGGUGCAUGUGGUGCUAGACGACUGUCAGCGUCACCUGGAGCGGCGCAGCGCCGACAGUGGCGCCGUGCAGCGGCUGGCCGUCAGUUUCAGCCUGCUGGCGGCCGCCGCGCUCGUCCAGGAGGGACGAGCCAUCAUCUGCCGGAGCUCGUUUCUGUCCGGGUUUCGGUUCUGGCGCGGCGGCUCGAGCUCGGCGCCCGCCUCGGAACAGAAGCGGCGCCUGGCCGUCACCCGGCUCUGGAUGCUGCUCAUCAAGAACGUCACCUUCUUCGACGAGGGACAGAAGGUGGUGGCCAGGAUCCCGGAGGUGACCGGCUCGCUGGUGGCUCUGAUGUCUCAGGAGGACACCAGUCUCCGCUCGUCGGCCGUGCUCGUUCUGAGGAACCUCAGCUACAUCACUGCCAUGCAGACGGCUCUCAUCAACACCGACGGCUUUGUGGAGGGAGUGGCCGCCGCUCUGGGCUCCGGACAGCCCGCUGCCAGCUGCGCUGCCGCCGCACUCUGCUUACAGCUACUCACCAGCAGCCGAAAGGCCCGGGCAGUGCUGACAUCUACCGCACAUCUGGAGAAGCUCAAGUCGGCCGCGGACUCGCUGGAUGUCGCGGCGGACGAGAUGUCGUCAGAGGUGUUCAGCAGAGUGCGAGACAUGCUCCGUCAGGAGGGCCCGGGCCUGGCCGGCCAGGCGGGAGUGACGGCUGUAUGAUCUUACCUCGGUGGUAAGGGGAUUCGAGCGAUCGCCCUGGAUGGUCCCGGCUUGGCGUGUGUGACGGAGGGGGUAAAUUGAACCACAUGUGUCUGUUGAAAACUGCUGAGUAACGCUGAUGGACGCCUUUCGGCGGCUCUGCGGUACUUGCACCGUGACCUGGGGGUUUCCUGUAUGUGUAUAGUGAAAACCAGCGAGCAUUAUGAAGUGAGCAUUCGAACUGACGACUCUGAGCGAGAGGGGUUAUAGUAAAUAUCUGUGAUAUUGCAUCGUUCACCAAAUAUAUUUUCGCAAUAUCCGUGUGUAUACUGCAAUGCAUUCAAAAGAAAUGCUUGACUAUAGGAGCUCUAUUUUCGUUAUGGACUCAUUGCAAAACAAGUUUGUGCUGAAAAUCAUCACGUAUUUUAAUGUGCAGAUGCUGAAUACAUAUCCCUGUAGUGUA